Phaeodactylum tricornutum CCAP 1055/1 is the source of this 1019-nucleotide messenger RNA. RefSeq lists its product with no specific name. NCBI's taxonomy places the organism in Eukaryota, Bacillariophyta, Bacillariophyceae, Surirellales, Neidiaceae. The coding region runs from base 1 to 777 and encodes 258 amino acids. The transcript has 3 exons. The record is from RefSeq and is a predicted model, not a curated record.
AUGCCCCAUUCCUUCAUGCAGGCUUCACUGCUUUUCCUCCUUAUUUUGCGUGUCCUAGUUGCUCCGUCAGUCAAAACAAGCGCAUGUUUGAGCAUGCACGCUCAUACUAUGCAUAGUCGAAUGCUUUCGUCGUGCGAUGAACCAACAAUGAGUACCUACCGAGAUGCGACGCAUUCCUUCCCUCGACAGAUACAUGCAGAAGAAGGGAUCCAUAAGGAGGACAAUCGCAUGUUUCUACUAGAUUCCUUCGAUAGUUCCGCAGUUCACCACCGUUCUGUUAGCUCGCAUUGUCACGAUAUCUCGCGGCUGGACAGAGAAUUGCCACUAGGCUUGGAAUUUAAACCUGCGGAAUGGGACGUUAUUUGUGGGAGGGGGAAAGCUAGUUUCGACCAUGUCGGAAACAGGCGACUGCGGCUCCUUGUUGCCAAUAGCAUGCAUUCAUAUGUAGAGGCAAAGUCUAGAGUUGAUAAAACUGCCAUAGUCCAAACUAUUGUUGAGCAGAUACGCGAAGCCAGUCCUAAUGGAGGUUUUGUGAGAAAAGACGACUUCGGCGAGUGGUACGAGAUCGGAACAAAAGCUGCAAGGGAGAAGGUUGGACACGCAAUCCGCGACUGCUUGACAGAACCUUUGAGGGGCAGAUCAUUGAGUACCUACCAAGAACGACUGGAAAGCCUACAGGAAGUACAGGACGAAGUGUUUCGUUCUCUGAAGAUUGCUGGUAUUCAAGAAAGAGAAGGGCAAGCAAACAGUCCAUACAAACAAAAUGGGUCCGCCUAAUGUAAAUCGACGAAGAAAAGUUACUCUAUCGAAGAUUUUCAAGGAGAAGGUCGAGGUUUGUAACUGCUCAUGAUCCAUGAAUUCCCUCCGACGCCACCAGAUUCAGUAAAUGCCUGUCCUUGUCCUUGAGUUUAAAGAAAGGAAAGGAGCAUAAAUGCGUCCUCUCUUUAACUCUUCUCCUACUAGCAUGAUCUAGAUAGACCGUGCUCUUUAAAAGAGAUAGUAGUUAAUAUUUUGAGUUG